AUGAGCCCUGUGAAGUCGGGCAUCCCCCGUCUCCAACACCCCUGGUUCCGCUCUCCCCCAGCCACUAACAGACGCUCAGGCGCCGUCACUCAGCGGCAGACACCCAUGUCCUUCACUCCUGCUUGCGCGCAGCAAGCCCUGUCCCUGCUCGUCCUAGAUGUCACUAACCUGGUGGAGCACACUGAGCACCUUCCAUCUUCUCCACAUACUCUCCGCUGCUCGACCAAGCCGGCCAUGUUCCUACAUAGUGAGAUCAUCCCAACACCUGUUGUUACUUUACCGGCCACAAAGCAUCCUGUUCCCGUGUCACGGCAUGCAAUACUACGGGAUAUGCCAAUGAUCGCUCUUCAGCAACUACAAUCCCUACUCGAAUCUUUGCUCAGCUACCUGGACCAUCCACCACUCAUUCUGAUUCGCAACCACCGUUUGUCUCACUUCGGUCUGUGCAGUUCGCCAACCUUCACUCGACCCUAA
Messenger RNA from Alternaria arborescens, 474 nucleotides. RefSeq lists its product as hypothetical. The record is from RefSeq and is a predicted model, not a curated record. The coding region runs from base 1 to 474 and encodes 157 amino acids. Lineage: Eukaryota; Fungi; Ascomycota; Dothideomycetes; Pleosporales; Pleosporaceae. The transcript has a single exon.